CGACGAAAUUUCGUGUUUUAUAUCCCGAUCGGGAUACUACUUUUUUUCUAUAUCCUGAUCGGGAUAUAGCUAUAUCCCGAUCGGGAUAUAUAUCCCGAUCAGGAUAUAGGAGGUGUCCCCUUACUGAUAGAAUCACUGAUGAAUCUAUAUAAUCCAUGCCGAUUCGACAGAUUCGCUAAUGCAGUACUUUCUUCACAAGAUAUAUACUGUAUUUGAAUGUUUAGAGAUGUGCCACAUUUUACACAAAAAGCUCUAAUUCGAGAUUAUAUUGUCGAACAAUAUCCACAAUUAAAAUCGAUAUUUGUUCUACCUGGAUGUUAUGUACAGAACUGGUUAACAGUUCCACCAGAGAAAACGAAUGAUGGCACUGUUGUGUUUCGAGCACCGUUCGAUCAAAAAACAAAAUUACAUUUAGUUGAUAUCGAUGAUACAGGAUCGAUUGUUGUUGAAAUAUUGAAAAAUCCUGAUCAGUAUAUUGGUCAAGAUAUAUGCAUUUGCGGGGAAGAAAUUGCAUUUGAAGAUGUUCCAAAAGUAUUUCAAAAAGUGACAGGAAAACCAGCGAUUGCCCAAACAUCUACAGAAGAUGAGUUUCGUUCUAAUUUCGAAAAAAAACAUAUGCCAAAGAGUGCACAGGAUGAUCUAUUUAAUAUGUACAAAUGGUUUGAACAAUACGGUUAUUACGGACCAAAAAAUGACUGGAAAAGUGGACUAAAGCUAGCAAAACUGAAUACAUUUGAAUCGUGGUUGAAAAAAACAGGAUGGACAGGACCAAAUUGA
This is a messenger RNA of Didymodactylos carnosus, 777 nucleotides long. Lineage: Eukaryota; Metazoa; Rotifera; Eurotatoria; Philodinida; Philodinidae. The record is from the annotation of a GenBank genome assembly.